This is a messenger RNA of Setaria italica (foxtail millet), 1530 nucleotides long. RefSeq lists its product as uncharacterized. The coding region runs from base 766 to 1248 and encodes 160 amino acids. The transcript is spliced from 4 exons. Lineage: Eukaryota; Viridiplantae; Streptophyta; Magnoliopsida; Poales; Poaceae. The record is from RefSeq and is a predicted model, not a curated record.
GGGAGGGGGGGGGGGGGGGCGGUAAAGCUCCAAGUACUAUUCUCUCAGGCCAAUGCCAUGCGAUAGAGGUUGCAAUCCAGGAGGUAUUACCAGAUACGACUCACAAAUGGUGUAAGGUGCAGGUGCUGAGCAAGGAGAAUGAAUUCCUUGGGCCAAUAUUUUCAAAGAAGACUGGAGUUAAGGAUGACUUCCAAAAGAUCACUGAUAGCAAGUUGACUGUUAGAGAGUUCGAGUCUGCUUGGCAGCACCUUCUAGAUAAGUACACCUUGCAUGGCAAUGUAUUUCCUUUCUCAGAUUUAUGAUUCUCGACAUAAAUGGGCGAAGCCCUACUUCAAAGAGAAGUUCUGUGCUAAACAGACUAGUAUGCAAAGAAAUGAGUGCGCGGACUACCUAUUUAAGGGUUAUGUGCCACUGAAUAGAUCUAUCAACAUGCUUGUGCGACACUACAACAAGCUCCAAUCUGAUCUUGAUUCAAAGGAAAGCUUCGAGGAGAAUAGGAGUAGGAAGAGGUCCAGAGUUAUGAGCAAGGGAGUUCCAGUCGAAGAGCAUGCUGCAAAGAUCUACACAAGGGCUAUGUUUGAAAAGUUUGAUGAAAUAAUUUUCCAGUCUGGUUCGCAUGUGGUGGAUGAAAAGGUGUGAGGGAAGGCAUAUUUGGCAAGGCACAUUAGGAGUGACUGCCGGGAGAGUUGGUCACAGGUGGAGUUUGAGGUUACCAUUCGGGCUGAAGAUGGUGCAGUUGUUUGUGAGUGUGGAUUGGGGGAUCACAUGGGGAUGCCUUGCUGCCAUGCUGUGAAGGUGAUGAUACACUUGGGAAUGCUAGAGAUUCCAGCUGGAAAUAUUGUGAAGCACUGGACAAUGGAUGCAAGGGAUAUUUUGCCGGCUCAAAUGAUUGAACUUGAGAGUGAUAAGUUGACAGAGAACUCACAGUCGUAUAGACAGUCGGAUUUGUUCAUCCUUGCCUUUGAGUUUGCGAAGUCUUGUUCCAGGAGUGAUCAGACUUUUGAAGGAGGGUUGGCAGGUCUGGUUCAAUUGGAGCAGGACCUUUUGGAGCUCAAACAAGUCAGGGAUGGUUCUGUGUUGUCCGAGAAAUGCAGCCGUUCUGCCGCCCAAGGUUCUGAUGCGCAGGGCAUGUCUGCUGCAGCUACAUAUGAUGCUACCUUGGCAGCCCAGGAACGGAGAACUGAAGUAGAGGCACCUGAUCCUAAAUGCAAGAUUGUUCAGCAUACCCAGGCAAAAGGACCACAAUAGAUGUGUACGUGCCAAAGCGUGGUGGUUGGUUGGUUUGUACAUAUCCCAAGGAAGGUAGCAAAUAGCAACUUGCAGCUCAUCGAGGAACAUGUGAGUGGUGGUGUUUGGUUGGUUAUGUAAGAUAACUGAAUUCUGGUGGUCGUAGUCGGGUCAGUAGGAACUUAGUGAGACGAUGGACCCCGGAGCUUUUUCUUUUGCUCAAGUAUUGUAAACAUUCAGUGAUGCUGAGAACAAGACAAUUCCAAGCUGCAUGCGAAACUUACAACGUUAUAUUUGUCAUCC